AUGUUCAAGCACGCAAAAACGGGGACGGGAGCAACUUCCUCUAAAGGAGGAUCGAAGGGAAAAUCCAAGGAUCCCCCGUUUCGUUUGUUGAAUCGUGAGGAUCGUAAAACUUAUGAUUUUCUCGUUUCUAAUAAGCGUCAAGUCAAGUCAACAAAAUUCCUCCAUAGGGAAUCUUUUGCUAGUCUUGGGGUGCUCGAUGGAGUCCAAGCGUUAUUUAACAACAUCGGGUGGGGUCAAUUCCUCCAUAACCGCGCCGCCACCUAUGUUGAACCCACCUUGGAAUUUCUUACCACAUUCAAUCCCGAGGAGGAAGCCCAAACCGUCACCUUCCAAAUCCUCGGCGAGAAACGAUCUCUACCACAUCGGAUCGUGAAUGCUUUGAUGGGUGCUCCCGUGGACAACCUAUAUUACCAACAAGACCCAUGGCCCGGAAACUUCAAUGAACAUUACUUUUGGCAACAAAUUACCAAUGAGCCACAAUAUUCAUCAUCUUCGUCAAAGGCCUCCUCCAUAAUUCACCCAUGUUUGCGCCUAGCGCAUAGAGUUCUCACAUGCACCAUUUUCGCCCGCUCCGAAGUGGGACAGAUUUCAAAAGCGGAAUUAUUUUUUCUUUGGUGCAUGACUCGUGAGAACGGUCCGCGGCCGGAUUUUGCUUCCUUUUUCUUCACCAAGUGUUACAACCUCACAACUAUGGACAAAGGAGACAUUUUCAUUGGGGGAUUAAUCACCCUUAUUGCAUCCCGGCCACCGCUUCAACUUCAUCUCUCUACUCUUCCAUUCGAGAAGGCUUUCGGCCCCUCUAGUCUUGACGGCAACGCACUUCGCCGAAUGCAACUCAUCCGAGAUUCGGUUGUCGGGCCCAUGUGGAUCCUUGACAACCAACCAUACCUCAUUCUCCCUCAUGAGUAUAUCGGGAGUUUUGAACCGACCGAUCCCGAUCAAUGGAUCAUUCCAUCAGACUAUCGUCCACCUGUAGAUGAUGAGGAUGACCAAUUUCAGCCUGCACAACAAUUCGCCGAGCCCCAAUUUCAGCCUGCACAGCAGUUCGUCGAGCCUCAGUUUCAUCCGUAA
Messenger RNA from Lactuca saligna, 1071 nucleotides. Lineage: Eukaryota; Viridiplantae; Streptophyta; Magnoliopsida; Asterales; Asteraceae. The record is from the annotation of a GenBank genome assembly.